GUGCGUCAUUGUCUCCAGCCUCGUUACUGACGCUAAAGGGAGAUGAUAACUCUUUUGGCAAGUGUUUAAAUACUUUUCAGGUCUGUGAGACUGCAACCUGCUGUUAUCAAGAUCAAAUGUCAAGCCUGUAAUGUGAGGAAUUUUUGCCUAAGCAGACAAACUGUCUUCUUGCACUUCCUGACUGUGUUCUAUCAGUAUGUGUGGGGGUGUGUAUAAUCAUGAUUUCAUUCUUGUGCAUUUAGAGAGGAGGGCAGACAAGUAUUUUAUCACUAAGCUGACAGGUAUAAAUGAACUUGUGAAAGGAGAACCAGAUGUCUGGACUGUUUUUAUGAAGCAGAUGCACAAGAAAUAAGAGGAUUCAUGUCAGUUUUCCAGUCUUUGAGGAUGUGCCUGAUAAAGGAGUAAAACCUUAUUCAAAACAGAGAGUGAGGAAACCCGGAGGAUUUGUGAUGUCUUCCCUGCGGGUUAAAAGGUUGAGUAGCAAGAAGAAAAGACCUCAGACGGGCAAUGCAGUGGCAGAGACUCUGCAAAUGCUUGGCCUGGAGGCCUACAGCACAAAACAACUUGACUCGGCAUCAGUGUUAAACAUCACUACAUGGGUUCUUGAGAACAAACAACCUCUUGAGCUUAAGGAUUUACCAAAUGCUUUUCUUAGACGUCUUUGGCUGCUCAGUGAAGAUGCCCGGAGCUCAUGUUGCCAGCCUCAGGUUGACCCUCUAAAUAGUAAUGGCAAACUACCUGAGGAAAACCUCUGCAGCUCUGAGGAAAAGAUGCAAAGAGCAAUCAACCCCCUUGAUCUGAUCACAUCUGUAUUUUUAUCCGCUGACACAUUUCUUCAACAGGAGAUAACUGUGCGCAUGAUGCAAUGCAAGUUUGCUGUGCCUUUAGUCCUACCAAAUGCUGAUCCAGAAAAGCCCAGUCAGUUUCUUCUUUGGCCUUCAAGAGGUGUUGUGGGGCAAUGGAGAUCUCACUCUAUGGAACAAAACAGCAGAAUACAAGACAGCAAUUUGGCAAGCACGCCCAUGCCAAUUGUUUCUUGUGUAAAGCUUGGCAGAUGCAGUAUCUCAAAGUCACAGGUACUUAACUAUGUUCUUAAGGGGCCUAAAUCAAGCAGUGACACAUUCAUACACAGGGACAUGGAUGGAGGGCAAGUUCCCCGAAGAAUCGCCAACGGUCUAGUGGAAAUUGGAUGGUACCUCCCCACUGGAGUAAUUGACAUAGAUGUUUACCCCAGCCCUUUUGUCAUCUGCAAUUUACGUGGUGAUGGCAGCAAUCAUGAGAGUUGUCUUAAACUUUUGUGUCAAGCAUCGUCAGCUCUUAUAAUCUUAUGUGGAGAUUUUAAGGAGAAAGAAAUCCAUCUCCUAAAAUAUUGCAAAGAAAUGGCAAGUAAACUAAUCCUAAUUGAUGUGCAGAGUACAGAAAGAGAAUUGACCUCAAUUACAGGAUGUGUUGGGCAGAACCUUGAAGAGUAUCUAGGGCUUCCCAACGGGGCUGUGAUUAGAGGGAGUACUUUUAGUGAAGAAGAAGUUGCCAAGAAUUUUUGUGAAAUCCUUCAACAUUGGGCACCAGAUAAUCUAAAACCUGUCACACUUGAGGCAGCAGCAAAAUUAGCAUUAGACUUGGGCCUAAUAAUGGAUGAAGGCUCAGUCUGUAAGAAAGCAAUGGCUACAGUGGAAGAAGUGCUAAAGGGGUUAGAUGCAGGGUCAGUUGAAUUUCAGCAGGAACAGCUGCCUUUGCAGGGGAAUAUGUGGAGCAAACUAGGAGAUCUAGAUAGGGAGGAAAGCAAACUGAGAAAAUUAGGGACAGAACCUGAACCCCAACUUCUAAAAGAAAAAAAAGACAUAUUGGCAGAGUUAAGCAGUUACAAAAUAAAGCCAGCUAUGAAAAUUUUUAUAGAUGCUCUUCUCACAAAGGACAAAAUUGAGAGGAAUUAUUUCCUUACUUGGCUAAAACUGAGGCUUCAUCUGAUACAAACAGAAAAAAUAAACAGGUCGCAAGAGUCAGGGCCACAAAAACCAAAACAUCUGGAAAACCAUGAAAGUGAACCUGUUAUCAGUAUAGAUAGUGUAAGUUUCUGUACAGAUUCACUAUCUGAGGAGGAAGCGAAGGUAGAACAAGGAAACACUCAAAGGGAAAAUGUCCAAUGUGGUGAAAAAGUGCAGCCUAAUUUACCUUAUGCAGAAGAGUCUAUAACAGAUGUAUCAUCUACUACCAAACAACGAUUGUACUGCAAAGAGUCCUUUGAAAAUUCCAACGCCUUUAAUCCACAGGGUCUUCAGCCAAAAACGUAUACAUUAAGCAUUGAGCACUUUUUCAGAGAGAUGGGUCUGAUUUUUGAGUUUACACACAUGAGUAAGGGUCAGAAUGUGAUGCGUUUGCCCAAUCUAACAGCAGAUCUACUUCUCUCUGGGGUUCCUUUGGAACUAAUGGAUGGAGAUUCAGUAAACAUCCCUAUGUGCUGGCUUGGUUGCGUCUUUGCAGAGCUGAAACGCUGCCUACGUCAAGCGCAGUUAAGGACUAGAGUACUGACAGUUCUUGGUAACCAUUAUGCCAGAAAUGCGGAAGUUUUAUCAGGAUUGUUUGGAGUUAAACUCCCAGAAGGAUGGAGAGGAACAAACAAAGGGAUGUAUUUGGUUGUCCUAAAUCUUCCUGAUGAUCUCCGAAAAGAAUUUGAUUUUGAUGUUCUUUUUUUAACUGAUGUGGAAGGCCUUGGCUUUGUCUCAAGAGAAAUUAAAAAAGAUACAUUGAUUCAGGACAACAUAAUGGCCACAGUUGCAGUGGGACUAAGUGAUGUUGUACUCCAAAACAUUUCUCCUCCUGCUGGCAAUGAGUUUGAGACAACAUUUAACAUCAUGGUCAAUGCUCUCCUAUGUGCAAAAGAACGCAGUGCAUUCCCCAUCUGCCAAAUCCUGACCCAGGAUGAGGGUAUAAACUGUGUUUUACAGGCUUCACAAUUAAGGCGUGUUUGCAAGAUUUUACAGACUCAAGAAAAAAGUGAUAUUAAUAAUCUCCAUGCGUUAAAUCCAAACAGCACCACAUUUGUGAGAGGACCUUGGCCCAAUAUUUGUCUUCCAGAAAAAGUUGAAAAACAAUACAGUGAAGAUGUGCUCAAACUUAAAGAAAAGCUAUUUGGAGCUCUUAAAAGGAGUGCAAAGAAGUCUGAAGCCUCAGAUUUUAUUGGACGCUUGUGUGAGGUGUGGGAAGUAGUAAAAAGUGAUUUAUUCUCCCAUAGUCUACAGAAUAUUGACAUUGCUUUAGUCUUUGCUUUGCUCUGCAUAGAAUUUUCCCAAUGGGAGAACAGUCUUUUGGAAAACAUUGAGGACUGGUUAAUGGGGGCAACAAAGAAAAUAUUUCUCACCAAGGCAUUAGAUGCUACUGCUCAAAAUGUAUCCCUGAAUGAGUUGAAGAAAGAAGCUGGGGAGGAAGUAAAAUCAGAAGUCAACAAAUUCAAAUCUAAAGCAGAAAGCUACAUGACAACGGAAGAAAUUCUCAAAGCAAACUCUAAGAGAUUCUGGCCAAUUCUACAGAACAACAUAAGCAACCUCCAGGAAAGAGUAACUGAAGAGGUCAUGCAAAAGUUAGACACAAUCAAUGAGUCGCACUGUUCUUUCUCUCAGAUAAAAAUUUUUGAAAAAUCACUAGAAACUGAGCAGGAAUUCAAGUUACUUGCACUAGUGGAGACAAGCAAAUCAACCAAUCUUCUUCUUCAAGAUAAUGUAUUAGAAGAGGAGUUUGAGAUUGUGUGGAAGAAAACAUUGUCCAGUUUCGAUUUCAGGCCUUCAGAAACAGAUGACAUUAGUGCAAGGGUGAGAAAUGUUUUAAAGCAGAAUCUAAUCAGUCGAGACCUCCAUAAACACAUGCAAAAACUUGACGCUUUUGGCCAAAUUGCGACUUCAACCUUCCAAAUAUGUGACGACCAUUUUGGGUAUCGCAGCCGAAUGAAGCAUAUGUUUGAAGAUAACAACAAACAACAGAAAUUAGAAGCUCAAAGGGUAGCAAGCGAAAUCAUUGAAGAGUACAAACAGUUUACUGCUAAUAAAUGUAGCUUAGCAGCAGAUUUCUCUGAUACUUAUAUCACUGAGCUGUUAGAAAUGAUUGAAAAUGGUUUGAAGGAAAAAACACUGGAAAUCAGAUCGGCUUUUGAAGUGGAUUUAAAAAUAUAUCUCUGUAAUGCAGCAUGCCAAGAGUUCCAGAAACUACAUGACCGCUUUGCAAAAGACAGUGAAUUGCUAACAUAUAUCUCUGAAAACAAGAACAAGUAUGAAGCAGAGUUCAUUUACCAGUUUAGAAAACGAGACCAGUGCCACAGGGUGGCCAAAGCAUUCAUAUCCAUGGUCAUCAAACCAUUCGUCUUAGAAUAUACCAAUCAAUCACUAGGGGUGGAUAUAGCAAAUGAGAUUAAAUCUAAAGCUCAACAGUAUCAGUCUCCACAUGCCUUCCAACGAUACAUACUGGAAGAUCUGAUUAAAGAAGACUGCUUUGAAAGGUUUGUAGAAUAUUUGGUGUCCUAUGAAGACUUCAGACUAAGGAAGAUUCAGGAGACAGUAGUUGUUCACCUAUCUGAUACAACUAUUCUUAGUAGAACAAAGCAACAGAGACUUGGAGAAAUUAUAGGAAAGAUAGCAGCUGCAAUUAGUCAAACCGAAGAAUGUACCGGGGGGGUGCUCAGUGAUACGAAGCCACUGCUGGAACGAGUCUGUCUUAUUUUGAGGAGAGAUGUAAACCUUGAAGUUGAGAAAGAGCUUCUAAAUGGCCCCCUCUUUAGCAUCACAACAGAAUGGGAUCGCUUUGUCAAAUGUUUAAUUGAGCUACUUGCCACAAUGCGUUUAGAACUUGGCAAGCAAUUCAAUCAAAAUGUGGAUGUACUUGGGGUUCUUGCUGACCUUCCAGUUCAGCCCCAGGACAUCCUUCUUCAAACAGUAAGAGGCUGUGACAAAAUAUGUCCUCUUUGCAAAGCUCCUUGUGAGGAAGAAAAGAUUGGACAUGAGGUCCACAGCUCUCUGCUCCAUAGACCCAAAAACCUGCUGCCUCAUGACCUCAGUUCUCCACCUCAUCUCAGUUGCCCAGACACCAGCAAAGACGCAUAUAGCAAAUUCAUGAUAUGCAAUAAUCUUAAUUUCCAAGAUCCAAACUGGAGAAAUGGCUCUGAUGACCUGAACAACAAGGCCAAUAUCUACUGGAGGUAUGUGUUGGUGAGAUUCAAUGACAAAUUUGCAGCAGAAUUCAAGCAAGAACAAGCAACGGUUCCGGAGGAUUGGAAUCAAAUCACAAUGGAGGAGGCAUUGGACAGUUUAAAUACAGUCUUUUCUAGACAAGAGAGCAGCUGAAAUCUGACAUCAGUUUAUUUUUUUUAUUAUUUAAGUAAUUAAUGGAGUCAUAUCCAUCCAUAAUACCUUUAAUUAGUUUUGAUUAUAACUUUUUAUUUUUAAUGAAAACAUGUAGAUUGGUUUAAACUUGAAUGGUAUUUUUAUAUUCAAUUUUUAAAGUUAAAUAUAUUUUACAUUGUUUUUUUUAUCCUUCUCUCUUUAUUAUCAUAAAUAAAAACUAGAUGGUUAGAUAUGUCACUGUACAUAGAAAAAAAACCCCAACAAACUUAAGCACACUUUCAAAAUGUGGAUUGGUGAGUACUAUACUUUUUUGCCAGAGGUUAUAUAAAAAAAGAUUUUAAUUACAUUAAGUUUUUGUAACUUUUACAUUUUUUAUGUCUUUCUUUGUUAAAUAAUCAUCUGAAUGAUAACUCUUUACUUUAUGUAACUUUUCAGUCAAUUUGCUGUAUUAUGGUUUUGAACAAAUGUAUUUCAUUUUCAUGACUUUACUUGUCUGCUAUAAGUAUAAUUUAGAUGUUUCACAUUUUUGCAGCUUGAAAUAGUAUAUUGUUUAAUUUAUGCGGAUUUUCAUUCAUUCCCCUCAAUUUUGUAUUAAAAUCAAGCAUCCCAAUAGUGACAAGAGUAAUACAGUACUACCUAAAACAAUAAGAAAUUACCUGCAUGUUAAAUAAUAUACAACAUAAAAACCAAACUUAACUGAAACCACAAACUACUAAAUAGUUGUAUUAUCAUUGUCUUCCUCGCUUUGGAUUUCGUUUAGAUUUGUUUUAAUAACAUUUUGCUGCACUGUGCUUUUUUCUCAAUGUAACCUCAUUUAAUGCUAUUUGUUCGAUAGUUAUGUGAAUAUGUUUACAUUCUCAUUUUAACGUCUUUAAUGUUUAAAUGUAGUUGUGUUAAGUAUUUUGAUCUACAAGGCUUUGUAAAACUAACAUUAU
This is a messenger RNA of Cyprinodon tularosa, 6262 nucleotides long. It is a transcript of the gene gvin1l2, whose product is annotated as interferon-induced very large GTPase 1. Bases 450 to 5327 code for a protein of 1625 amino acids. Lineage: Eukaryota; Metazoa; Chordata; Actinopteri; Cyprinodontiformes; Cyprinodontidae. The record is from RefSeq and is a predicted model, not a curated record. The transcript is spliced from 4 exons.